This is a messenger RNA of Lactuca saligna, 3252 nucleotides long. The record is from the annotation of a GenBank genome assembly. Lineage: Eukaryota; Viridiplantae; Streptophyta; Magnoliopsida; Asterales; Asteraceae.
AUGUCUGCUUCAAACUUUCUACUUUUUUCUUUAGCUCUAUUAAUCAUUCCACUCUCCAAUAUACAAAAUUUUGCUUCUGCAUCAAUAGAGGAAGCAAAUGCUCUUCUUAAAUGGAAAGGAAGCCUUCAGAUCCCAAACAACUCCUUGGUUUCUUCAUGGCUCCCUAUGAAUUCCAGUGCAUCGGCUCCAUGCACUUCUUGGUUGGGAGUAAUUUGCAAUGCUGAUGGGAGCAUUCACACGUUGAACCUCACAUCAUCAGGAAUAAAUGGUACACUUCACCAAUUUCCAUUCUCUUUGUUACAAAAUCUUACCAAAUUUGAGCUCAGUGUAAACAACUUCUUUGGCCCAAUCCCACCAAAAAUCCAGCUCUUGUCCAAACUUGUCUAUCUUGACUUUUCAACAAAUAAAUUUUCUGGAGUAAUCCCAUCUGGGAUAGGGAUGCUAGCCAACCUUGAAACCCUCCACCUGAAUGAAAAUAACUUGAGUGGUUCACUACCACAAGAGAUCGGCCAAUUAACCUCUCUCUAUGAGCUUGCAUUGUAUGAUAAUUCUCUUGAAGGAGAAUUACCUCCAUCAUUGGGAAAUUUGAAAAACUUGGCUUAUCUUUAUCUCGAUAACAAUAAGCUUUCGGGUCCAAUUCCUCAAGAGUUUGGACAACUUGUCAAUCUUGUGGAGGUCUAUAUCACUCAUAAUUCACUUCAUGGUCCCAUCCCAAAAGAAAUAGGAAAUCUGAAAAAGCUAACUAUCUUGUACCUUUUUCAAAACCAUCUAAAUGGUUCAAUCCCACAAGAAAUAGGAAGCAUGGUUUCACUUGAGCGCCUAAGCCUCUUCUCAAACAAUCUGUCUGGCUCAAUCCCCUCAUCAUUGGGUGAGUUGACAUCUUUGAAUCUCCUCCAUUUGUACCAAAAUCAACUCUCUGGUCAUAUUCCUGUCGAACUUGGGAAUUUGAAGUCUCUCACUGAUCUCGAGGUGAGUGAAAAUAAUCUUAGUGGCCCAAUUCCUUCAUCACUAGAGAACCUAAGCAACCUACAAUAUCUUUCCAUCCGUGACAAUAAAUUAUCUGGGAAUAUACCACAAGGAUUGGGAAGUCUAGAUUUGGUUGAGCUAGAAAUGGACACAAAUCAAUUGUCCGGUCAUUUGCCCAAAGAUUUCUGUCAUGGGGGAAACCUUAGAUUUUUGUCACUAAGUGAUAAUCAGCUCAUCGGUCCUAUUCCAAGAGGCUUAAAGAAUUGUCGUAGCCUAUUUAGAGCUGUCCUUGAUAACAAUCAAUUCACCGGAGAUAUAUCAAAUAGCUUUGGGGUCUAUCCAAGCCUAGAUUACCUUGAUCUCAGUCACAAUAAGUUUCACGGGCAGCUUUCUGAAAACUGGAGUAAAUGCAAGAAUUUGACAGCCUUAGGGAUAGGAUAUAACAACAUCAGUGGUAGCAUUCCACCUGAGUUUGGAAAUUCAACUCAACUCCGCAGACUUGAUCUUACUUCAAAUCUUAUUGUUGGGGAGAUCCCUAAGGAGAUUGGGAAGAUGAAAAGUAUGUUGUAUUUGUCCUUGGCUGAUAACCAACUUUCAGGUAUUAUACCUAAUGAGCUCGGAUCACUGCGUGAUCUUAUUGCUCUCGAUCUGUCCACAAAUAGAUUGAAUGGGUCGAUACCAAGAAAUAUUGGUGGCUGGACACACAUGUAUUACUUGAAUCUUAGUAAUAACAAACUCAGUGAAAAAAUCCCUUCCGAGAUAGGUAAAUUAAGUCAACUGACAACACUUGAUUUAUCUCAUAAUUUGCUCAUGGGAGAGAUACCAUCUGAAGUUCAAAGUUUGCAAAAUUUGGAGAAAUUUGAUCUUUCUCACAAUAGACUAUCGGGUUCUAUUCCUGAUGCUUUUGAAAAGUUCCUAAGUGGGAUUGAUAUCAAUUUGUCUUACAAUGAGCUCACAGGUCCAGUUCCCCCUUAUGCAAUCUUUGUCAAUGCAUCGAUACAAGUAUUUCAAGGCAAUCCAAGUUUGUGUGGAAAUGUUACUGGAUUAAAGCUUUGUCCAAGUCAAAAUAUGAUGAAGAAAAAAGAUCCUUUUCAUCAUAAGCGCAUCCUUAUAAUUGUGCUUCCCCUUUUCGGGGCACUUUUACUUGGUUUACUCAUGUGUGGCCUCAUAGCUUAUCAACGACAAAAGAAAAUUGUUCCACAACAAUCAUUGGACGUAGAAGUUGAUGAUUUCUUCUCAAUAUCAAGUUCUGAUGGAAGAGUAGUGUAUGAUGAAGUCUUGAAAGCUACAAAUGACUUUGAUGAUGCACACUGUAUUGGGACAGGAGGAUAUGGUAUUGUAUACAAAGCCAAGCUACAACCUAACAAUGUAGUAGCUGUCAAGAAACUUCACUCAUCAUCUGGUAAGGUUGAUCAUAAGGGAUUCCUUAAUGAGGGAAGCAUUGGAUCAAUCUUAAGUAGUGAUAUCUUAGCAAAAGAAUUGGAUUGGUUGAAAAGGAUCAAAAUUGUAAAGGGUGUAGCUAAUGGCUUGGCUUAUAUGCAUCACGAUUGUUCACCUCCUAUAAUUCAUAGAGACAUUUCCAUUGCCAACAUCCUUCUCGAUUCUGAUUACGAGGCACAUAUUUCUGAUGUUGGCACAUCCAAGAUUUUAAAGCUAGACUCAUCCAACUGGACCACAAUUGUAGGCAGCUAUGGUUAUAUCCCGCCAGAGCUUGCGUAUACGAUGGUGGCCAAUGAGAAAUGCGAUGUGUAUAGCUUUGGAGUUGUUGCACUUGAAGUGAUGAUGGGAAGGCAUCCUGGAGAACUCAUAACAUCUUUACAAACAUUGGCUGCUGAUUAUCUAUUGCUAGCAAACGUGGGAGAUCGUCGUAUACCACCUCCAUCAUCAAUAGUUGAGAAACAAGUUAAAUUAGUUCUGAGUCUUUCAAGAGCAUGUUUGAACUCCAACCCACAUGCAAGGCCAACAAUGCGCCAAGUCUCAAAUCUGCUCAUGGAGUCGUGGCUUUAAAAUUCCAUAUCUGGUGUAUCUUUUAAUGAUUUACUUUUCAAAAGUUUCCUAUGAUGCAUCCCAAUAAUAUGCAUGUACUAAAAAAGAUGAUGCAUCCUAAUAAUAUGCAUGUACUAAAAAGAUGCCUUCUCGUGAAUUAACUUUUCAUAGGUUUUGUUAUAGCAUUAUCUAAUAAUAUAAACGGUUCUAAAUAAUGUUAGACGUGACUUGACGAUAAUGUCAAACUCAAGCUUUUACGAGCCAUGGCGAACCACAUCGUUUGUAAGACGUGACUUAAGG